AUAUAUACAUAUUUGAUAAGCUUUAAUACAAACCAUGCAGGAUUUAAAUAAAAUUAAGUUCAUUUAAUGAAUACCACUAGCGCAAUGACUGUAAUAAGAAUUUCCCAGUAUAUUCCAAAAUUGCCCUUCAAAAUAUGAAACAUUUCUCUUUCUUCUUCUUCUUUUCUUCAACUUGUCCGGUUUUGACAUUUAACAUUUAAAUCGAAACCGUUAGCUACCGACGGGCAUUUUAAUUUUGCACCGCAGUUGCUAAUUUUAGUUAUAAUUAUUUAGAAAUACCCUUUUGGAAAAUAAAACAAGAAUAUGGGUGCGCGAAGAAAUGCAAAGAAACGCUCCUUGGGCACAUUACGCAAUUUCGGACCAAAAUUCAAUCGAAGACUCAAUCAAGGUUUAUUAAAUUUCCACUCUUGGCAUGCUCAAGUGUUCAUAGAAAUUUUGGGCACAAUGUUAACGGAGCCAGAAUUUGUUGAGUUGGUAUUCGAGCCGCUUACAGGAACUUAUGCUCGCUUCAUACGAAAUGCACGCCGUAACAUUUGGUCUGCGGCAUUCAGUAACCGGCUUGUCGUGCGCGUCAAAUAUCGACGUCAUGCACAGCGGCUGAUUGAAUUAUUGGGCGCGAUACUGUCAAGAGAUCAAUUUAUCCCUAUGGUUUUACAGCCAAUCAUUUUGACAUACAUUGAAAUUUAUACCAAACAGUUUUUGGGCUAUCCAAUAAAUGACAGCUGUGAAGGAUACGAUGAUGAUGAGUGGAGCAGUGAUGGUACUUUCAUAGAUAGUGUUUGGAAUUGUAGUGCGGAGGCCUACGCUUCAACACCAUAUCAAAAACUACAAUUUGAUGAAAGUCUAAAUAAUACAUGGGCUGUGAAUUCGAUGACGGCGCUUAUACCCUUCGAAGCAAAGGAUUUUUAAAUCGUUGGUCAAUCAUAAAUUUAGGUGGCAACAAAUGAUUAUUUUAUUUUUAAUAUCUGAAUUAAAAUUUUUUGUUUUAAGUAA
This is a messenger RNA of Ceratitis capitata (Mediterranean fruit fly), 993 nucleotides long. RefSeq lists its product as uncharacterized. The transcript is spliced from 3 exons. NCBI's taxonomy places the organism in Eukaryota, Metazoa, Arthropoda, Insecta, Diptera, Tephritidae. The record is from RefSeq and is a predicted model, not a curated record. The coding region runs from base 304 to 909 and encodes 201 amino acids.